Aplysia californica (California sea hare) is the source of this 3372-nucleotide messenger RNA. RefSeq names its product axonemal 84 kDa protein. Gene Ontology annotation, cellular component: axoneme. Gene Ontology annotation, molecular function: microtubule binding; beta-tubulin binding. The record is from RefSeq and is a predicted model, not a curated record. NCBI's taxonomy places the organism in Eukaryota, Metazoa, Mollusca, Gastropoda, Aplysiida, Aplysiidae.
AGGCGGCAAGAAUCAAAGCGAUGGAGGAAGCGAAGAAACAGAAGAAGGAGGAGGCUGCCAUGGCGGUGGAGAGAGCCAAACUUGAGAAUGAGGAGCGGAAACAUCGGAGAGAAGACAUGGUGGAGCUACAGGAAAUCCUGGACAGGAACCAGAAAGCUUUGCUGGAUUUGAACCUGGCCCGGAGAGUGCAGGCAAAGUGGGCCCGCUACAUGAGGUGUGAUGGGUCGCCGGACCCCACAAACCAAGGGGAGAUCAACACGUACAUCAACCUGAAGUACGAGGACACGUCUCGGAACGACGCAGUCAGCGUGCUCAAGGACAGCCUCAUGGACCUGGCGCUCAUUGAGGAGUUACGCUUCCUGAUGAGCGACACUCCCAUGGAGGAGCUAUCAGAAGGGGAGAGAAGUCUGUACCAAGAGACCAUGCAGGAGCUGGAGAAUCUGAUGGGCAAGAAGCUGGACCUGGCCUCGCUGCAGGUUCUGUGCGCCGCCACCGCGCUGGCCAACCCUGAGACGAACAACCUGCAGCACGUGGUCAGCAACGACCAGAUCUCCCUGUGUAUGUGGGGGAACCUUACCAAGAACCCAAGGAUCCGACAGUAUGAGUUUACAGAAGUAAAUCUCACGUUCGACAUUCCCAAAGUCCUGGCACUGAGCAACUGUGCUGUGCGAGUUCUGAUCACAAAGUUUGACCACCUCUCCAUGACCAGCAAAGCCGCAAUACCUCGCAGGAAGAAAAAGGAAGAAGUGCUACCAGUCCCUGAGGAAACUGAGGAAGAGGAAAAGAAGGACGGAGAAGGAGAAGAAAAGGAAGGUGAAGAAAUGAAAGAAGGAGAAGAGAGUCCCCAGGAUCUGAUGGCAGCCCUCAGAGGAUCGUCAGGAGAGGAAGAGGAGCCGAAGGAGGAGGAGGAGGAGGAGGAGGUUCAUGAAGAAGAUUUUGAAGACCCGCCCACCCCAGAGCCCACGGAGUGGGAAGACUUUGACGAGGAAGACGACAUCGUAGACCUGCGCGCCAACGACGUGCUGGGCGGCGUGUUCCACGUGGACCUGCUACACAUGCCGCCCCAGCCCAAAACAGCCAGCUCCUGGACCAUCACACAAUUGGUGGACCCCCCAGAGAUCACCAAACUGUCCUACGUUCCCGACCCCCCCGUGGUGGCGGAGGAGAAGAACGGCAAAGACAAGGAGGCCAAGGAGAAGAAGGAGGAGAAGCCUCCCAUCACCAUCAGUAUGAUUUUGCCAAAAGACGUUCUGUUCCUGGAGGAGCCUCAGGUGGCCCUGUGGGACUACAGCAGGAAGUUCUGGAGCACAAAGGACACCUCAGACGUCAACUACAACGAAGAUGCCAGAAGUCUGUCGUUCAAGAUGAACAGUUUCGGCACCAUGGCCCUGUUACAGGACACCCACAUCAACAUGCCCUUCCAGUCGUGGGAGAUACGCCCACACAAGCUCAACAGUGCCGUGCUCUCAAUCAUUGCCGCAAUCGUGGAGAUUGAGAUUGAGAUCAAGGACGCGCUGUGUUGUCUGACGCAGCCCCACGACAAACCCGAGCUGGAGGACAUCCGCAACAAGUGGGUCCCUCCGGAGGAGCUCAUCAUGAUGAUGAAGAAAGCGGGCGUGAACGUGUUCCCCAGCGAGGACUCAUCCAAGUACGUCAGCAUUCAGAGCAAACACCCGCUGAUCGAGGAGCGGAUGUACCAACAGAUGGCGCUCUCUGCGUCUGCCAUGGCCUACUCCUGGUCCAAGUGGAACGGCGAGACGGAGCGGGAACAGAUCGUCUUCCAGGCGGCCGAGUCCCUGGAGGAUGUUCCUUUGUUGGAGGAGGACUGGUGGGUUUUGCUGGCCACCAAGCGCCGAGUGAUGAAGCUCAAGAUGACCGAGUUUGACGAGACCUUCAACGAGGAUCCGGAGGGCGAUGGAGAGCUUUUGGAUCCUGGCACAAUAGAUUUCAUUGUGGACGAAAACCCAAGGCAAAAGCAUUCACUGAAAGUGAAAGAGUCAAUAGACAGACGUCGAUCCACGAAGAAAAGCCUCAAGCCGGCGCCGUCUGCUUCAGAGUCUGUGGAUGUCUCGAGGGCUUCGUCCAAAGGGAAAUCAAAACAGCUGCUGUCUGUUGUGUCUGGCAACGGUCAUGAGAGUAGGCGGAAACUUCACGGGAGAAAAUCUGGGAAAUCUUCUACCCCGGGCUCGAGAAUAGCCUCUCCUUUCAUAGAAGAGGAGCCUAUAUUUCAGUUCCAUACUACGUUCAAUGUGGAAGAAUCACCGUUCAAGUCCAACAUUUACCACCUGAUGAAGGAAAUAACGAGUGAAACAGCGCAAGCAAGGGUCAAGGAAACCAACUUCCAGUUUGUCGACUGCGUGCAUCAACUCCUCAAAGCCACGAAGGUUCUCACGUACGCUUGAGAAAUUCUUUACGUGAUGCAGAUUCCUUGUCUAGUGCGGGGAAUCAUGGGAUGUUUUGUUGGAGUCGGAGGUAAAGAGAAGCUCAUCGACGAUGUAACGAUCAUUUAGUGCAUGCAAAAGGUGAGACAGACGAACAGGAAGAACAGAGGGACAGAAAUGGGAAAGCAUGUACCAGUGGUGCCCUCCAAACGCCCGCUAGAUAGAUGUGAGCUGUACCAAGCGUCAACACCUGAGAGGAUAAUUGCCAAAACACAACGUAUGGAAAAAUGAUGAAUUGUUGUUCAGUGUUUUCUUUGAAAUUUGAAUAUUUCUAUGUGGUUGGGGGAAGGGGGAGGGUGAGUUUUUUAAAAAUUAGACAGAUAUACAAGUACAGUUUAUAUAUAUAUCAUGUAAAUGAUCACUUACUGGUGAGAGAGUGAGACAAACACACAGAAAUUAAUUUCAGAGGGAAAUGAAAAAGCAACGGCCCCCUCCUAUCAACCACAGAAAGGGGGGAGGGGAAGGGGGUGGGGGCUGUGUUUUGAUCUCCUACGCUGUACUUUUGAAGAAUUUUUUCAGGAGAUUGCAAGAGACAAUUUAUCGUCCUCUUCCUAUUCUGCCUGGGUUCUGAUUUGGUGGAGAGAUGGAAAUCAUCCUUGUGGUUUGUUCUUCACAGCUUUUGGUGAUUCAUUCAGCAACUGCAAAUUGUAAAAUGUAGCUGGGAACUAUUUUUACUUUACGCUGGGGUGUAUUGGGAGUUCAAAGGUAAAAAAACAACAAAUACAUACAUGUAUGUACAUAAUAUUAAUAAAAGAAAACUUCAACAUUUGAUCUUUGAACAGCCUUGUUGUAGCACCCUUCUCCUCUCAGAGAGUUGCUCCGUCCAGACGGAAAGAUUUCAUGAAUUGUUCUGUUCUGUGUUCUACACCUUGAACUACUGUUGUAGAUAUUUCCAUUAAGUUUACAUUAAAAUACAUGUAUCAAAACACCA